Molecule: messenger RNA, 1968 nt
Organism: Linnemannia hyalina
Lineage: Eukaryota; Fungi; Mortierellomycota; Mortierellomycetes; Mortierellales; Mortierellaceae
Source: the annotation of a GenBank genome assembly
AUGGACAUCAAACCACUCCCUUUGGAGGGGUACAUCUACACCCCUCUGUCCAACACAGGCGAAAUCCUCGACAAUCUUUCAUCCAUUUCAGCUUGGCCUUCUUACGAUGGAACAAACGGAUUCAUUGCACCAUCUCUUCCCGAGAGGCAACAACAGCAGCAGCACGAUACCUUUGAAUCGAUUACCAGCAUCAAACAAGAACAUCAAGUCCAUCCUUUCAACGCUAUAUAUUCCGCCGAUUCCCUUUCUCCCUUCAAUUCGACCGCUCCCCCCACCGAUUCCUCAACUAACUCUUCCCUCUCUCACGCCAACUACCCAAGCAACGACACCUUUGCCGACUUUAACAGCCGCCACCUCAACGACGCUAACGAUCCCAACGACAACAAAGACAUUCAAAGAUCGUUUGACUUCAACAGCCUAUUUGAACGCCCUGACACGUCGUACAAACACGACAGCAACAUUGAGAGCGCUCAAAAAAACAAAGACAUGGAAUUGUUCUCGACCACCUACACCACCAAGAGUACCGCUGCCCUCAACGUCAACAAGCCCUCUCCCUUCUCGAUUUACCUUCCCUAUCUGACCAUGAGCCGAUCCUCCAGCUUUACCAGCGCAGUCUCCUAUAUCGAUCCCGCCCUCCUUACCAAAAACAACAACUACGACAACAACGAUGCUUCUUCAAGAUGCGCUGUCGAGUCCAACUUUUCGUCCCCUCAGGCUCGCCACCUCUUGACCUUUUCCGAUGGUGGUCUGAAGACCGGAGAUGACAGCUACACGACCAUGCAGAUCGAGGACAGUCUCCAAAUGGGUUCACCUGAAUUUAUAUCAUACUCUUCCGACCAAUUCGAACCCCAGUCUCCUCUCUCUUCGUUAUCUGUCGCCGCUGCCGCUUCUCCUACUGUCCCUGCUCAAGGGAGUUCUCUUCGUGCUAACCCCUUGACAUUCCAGGACAUUCACAUGGCUGACGGGUCUAUCAUCCGUUUUGACGGGGCCUCUUUCCGACCUGUGCCGUCGACCACCACGGCCACGAUCUCAACUAUGAUGAAUAACCCUUACAUAUCCUCUAGUCUCAUGACUGUGUUCGAUCCAACCCUGUCCCCCUCGUCGUCAAUGAUGAUGACUAGCCCUCACCAGUGCAUGGCAGCUGCUGCUUCGACUGACGUCGCUUCUAGUUACUAUAGCACUACGAGCUUGGACCCCUUCUCUUACCACCACCACAAGUUCCCUUCGAUCAACGACUCUUUUAAGACCUACAACAAGUCACCCUACCACAGACACCUUCCUCAAAAGUCGGCCGCAACCACGACUGAUUCGGCCGCGUUUGCUGCUGCCCUGUUGACUCCUCAGCCCGCUCGCUGCGGUUCGAACAACUUUCCCUACUCGACAGGUUCAAUUGCCUGCAGACGAUCCAGACGUCUGAUGGGCAAUCACAGUCGCCACAGCAGCGCAACUUCUUUCAAAAACUUUGAUGAGCACAACCACAAGCGGUCUUCGGCAUCACCCUCGUCCUUUUCCUCGUCUUCCUCACCUUUGGCGUCGUCUUUGUCGACCUUCACUUCAGAGGCAUCUACCUCGUCAGACUCUUCGUCCGAGACCCCACCUUCCCCCUCCAGCCCCUCGAAAUCAUCCGCAAAGUACCGCAAGGAUAAGAAUGGCCAAUUCCAAUGCCCAUAUGCCGGCUGUGACUACCGCUACAACCUCAAGCGCGAGUUCAACCGCCACCGCAACGUCCACGUCUUUGCUGGAAAGGACAAGUACCGCUGCAUGAACUGUAACAGUGGACUCUGCCGCCUGGACUCUGUGAAGCGACAUAUGGAGGCCAAGGGCAAGGCCGAGUGUCUGAGAAAAGGGUUCUAUGAGGAGUUCCAUGAGUGCGGACAGUAUUCGUUGAUCCGCAAGUGUAAGCCGACUUGGUACGAGGCUGCUGCCGCUGCGCGUGCUGCUUCUUUGAAGGGCAAGGCUAUGGCCUGA